AGUGAAAUUUCAAUCUUUUGGAGUGAAGAAAUUUCACUCCAUUUCGUCUGGUCCUUAAUUUCAAUUGGAGGGAUUGAAUUUUAACUCGAAUAGAGUGAAUAUUCACUCUUCGGAAUUUAGAGAGAAUGCUAGUCUGGUGUCUUGGAGUAUGACUUCAAGACGUUGACAAUCAGUCUGGUUCCCUGGAAUCUGCGGCAAGUACAGCCUACGCACAUUCGUGAAUUAUCUCAUUGGUGAUCGCACUGCAGCUGCUUCUGAGGUACAUGCACGAGCGAACGUGCAAAGCUACAGCAUGCACAGUGUACGUACCGGUCCCCGAGUGAGUCUGCACCGUUCGCACACUGAACCCACAACGUCUUAUAAGCCAACAAUAAUUCAAGAAAUGAGGUCCCAGCUCCAUUAUCGGUGUCAAGAUGUCUGCUAUCUGCAAUCGUGUGGCUAGCGCUACUAAGGUGAAGGCCGCUCUGCAGAACGACUCGGUGCCACUUCUUACCCAUACCCGGCAAGGAUCAGCUUCCCGAUGAUAGUUCCAAAUCGGCUGGGUAUUGUCUCGACAGGGCUUGCUGACGUCCACUUGCACCAUGGGUGUUGUGAUGCGCACUUUCUAUUUGGUCUGUCUACUGGGCGUCUUGUUAUUCAUCUGCAUUGUCCUGCUGAUGGAGUCCAACCAGCAUGCUCACAAGAUCCACGAAGGCGUUCAUGAUGAGCACCCCACAUGGAGGCAACGCAGGAGACCAAAGGUCCACGUUCAGAAAAACCACCGAGAUGUUAAUGAUAUCUUUGGGACUAUGGAGCCGAGCCAACUCAGGAGAGAGGAUGACGACGAUGAGGAUGAUAAUGGAAUCUUUAGCUUCAAACACUUCUCCGAUAUUGGUCAACAAACCAGCAGAGACACUGCAAGUGUGAAGGAAGAGGUGGACGCCAAUAAGUCAGACAUCUUUUCCAUCCUUGAGGGUGGCGGCAGUCGGCCUCAUGCGGAAGUUGGCAAGUCGGGCUCGAAAGAGGCGCGACAGAGAGGCAUGUCAACUGGAGAGCUCACGAAUACCCAUAGAAAACAUAUGAAUAAUAAUGAACCAAAUCCUAGGCAAGAUGGAUCGACUUUGGCGGAACUCAUGCCAACAAAGCAGUUGGAGUCCACAGACAAAAUUAAGGGUGGAAACAGCCUCACUAGGAGAGGCAGCAAGAGAACACUUGGAGAAGAAAGUUUGGCCCGGACCAACAGGCCACCAUCUAAUGAGAAGGUACUGACUGGGAGACUUGAUAUGCAAAACAACAUAGUGCCGCAUGUUUCAAAGCAGAAUAGUGAUAGUAAAACAAGAUCACAAAGGGACGGUCCUCCCAUGAUGCAACAGAUGCAAAGAGGAAAUUUGAGUGAUGCCGAAAAGCAUUCAAAUCGAUAUUUUAACUCUCUUUCGGCAAAAAAACGAUCUGAGAUAAUGGCUCAGAGGAGAGGAGGUGCGAAAUCCCUCGUGGACCAGGCACGGGAGCUCUCCUUUAAGAUGAACCCCCAGCCCAGGCUGAGGCCUGUCAUCAUCGACGAGAACAUCUUGAAGCAGGAGAAUGCCAGCUACCCGCCCUUUGUGAAGACCAACGCCACCCUGACCCGCGUGCUCGCCGUGGGUAGCCUGGCAUCGGGCAAGUGCAAGCCGCUGAACAACCUGGCCAUGAUGAAGACGCACAAGUGCAGCAGUUCCACUCUUCAGAACAUCCUGUACCGCUGGGGGGAUGACCACAAUCUCACCUUUGUCCUGCCCAAGGACGGACCUUACAUCGGUCACCCACAGCCUUUCGAUAUUAAACAUGCGGAGAGAGUGGUUGGGGACAAGUAUAACAUCCUGGCCAACCAUGCCAGAUACAAUGAACUUGGCCUGAAAAAGGUGAUGCCAAGUGACACUGUGUACUUCACCAUCCUUCGAGAUCCUGUUAAACAGUUUGAGAGCGCUUUCACGUACUACAAGUUUGAUGAGCGCUAUGGAGUGGCUGGUCUGCGUGGCUUUCUUAGGCAGCCCGAGAUUUACUUCCAGCGGGAGCCCGUGUUUCCUAGACAAGCUGGCCGGAACCAGAUGCUCUAUGACCUGGGACUGGACGCACGCUUCAUGGACGACACAAGCUCAGAGGUCAGGGAUUACAUCGCCAUGAUUGAGAGAAAUUUCAAGGUGGUGCUGAUCGCGGAGUAUUUUGAAGAGUCCCUGAUCCUUCUCAAGGAUCUGCUGUGCUGGAGCUUAGAUGACAUCGUGUACUUCAAUCAGAACGCCCGCAGCCAAUCCUCUGUCCGUCGUGUCACUGCCAACAUGCGUAGGGAGAUCCUGGAUUGGAAUGCAGCUGAUGUCUCUAUGUACAAUCACUUCAACCGGACGUUGUGGGAGAAAAUCCGGCGCUACGGCCUGGACAGGAUGAAAGGGGAGGUGGCCCAGCUGCGGCUCCGGAACGAGCUGCUGAAAAAAAGAUGCAUCGGGGGGAAACUGGAGUCCCAUGACCCCAGGAUGUGGUACCCGCCGGGCAUCAAGGUGGACAGUUUCGUCCUGAAGCCCACUGCUCGGGGCGAACGGCUGUGUGAGCAGCUGAUCCGGCCCGAGCUGACCUACAUCGACAUCCUGAAGGCCAAGCAGCGGCGAAUCACUGCCAAGCUGGACCUGCGGGAGGAGUUCCUCCGACGCCAUGCUCAGCUCAGAGAUGCCCAGCCGCGGAGAUACCCAAGGAGACGGUCGGAGAGAAUCAGAGGCUGAGGUCUGCCGUGCCAGUAGUCUGCCGUCUCAGAAGCAACAGUACAGAAAUGUAGUCAUCAGUAUUCAAUUAGCCUAGACAGAGGUAUGCAUAGUUCCCAUUAGGGAUUCCUCACCUGUCUGAGAGGCUGAUUUAAUAAAUCAUGGUCUUCAGAUUGAGAAGUACAUUAGUACGUAAGCUUAACAGCUGUAUUUGUAGUACUGAUAAAGUUGACUCCAUGCAUCACCAUUCAUCAGAGUUGUGACUCAGAGCAAAGAGUGUCCCUGAAUCUUUUCCAAUCCAGGUCCUGUUAGGGUUUUCAUGGUGGAGCUUUGCCACCUGUGCAUCUCUAUCAAGGGAGGCCCACUGGUGACUGUCUGCACCAGGAAGGUACAUUGUACUUCAUGCGUCCACCAGCAGAUAUCCUUGCUGGCAUUUUCCUUCAUGCCCUGAUGCGGCUGAGAUUGGAAGUUGGGCUGGGACAGGAAUUUUUCCUGAAUCCUCCCAAACCCACAACUUAAACCAGUGGAUCAUGAUUAGAUCGAAGCCACAUGUACUGUACAUGUUAACCAGUUGCUGCUGAGUUCAGUUAAAAUGGCCAUGCACAAAUACGGUCAUUUUUCAAGAUUUUCCGUUUUCUUAAUUCUUCAAAAAUUCAUCACUUCGUUUACUGGAUGUUUACACCAACACAAAUGACUGUCUGGUGGCUACUUUAAUCUGACAGGCAACAUCUAUUUAUGCCUGAGUACUUCAGCUAGGCCUGUUGCCUUGUAACGAGAGCGAAUAUUGUGUAGUGGUAGAUAAGUUUCUUUUGUUCCCGAAACUGGCACAGUGCACUGCUGGUGUCUGUUCAAUACGGGCCAGAUUAGCAUGCA
Acanthaster planci (crown-of-thorns starfish) is the source of this 3578-nucleotide messenger RNA. RefSeq lists its product as uncharacterized. Lineage: Eukaryota; Metazoa; Echinodermata; Asteroidea; Valvatida; Acanthasteridae. The record is from RefSeq and is a predicted model, not a curated record.